This is a messenger RNA of Impatiens glandulifera, 3037 nucleotides long. Its product is annotated as AT-rich interactive domain-containing protein 4-like. Gene Ontology annotation, molecular function: DNA binding. The record is from RefSeq and is a predicted model, not a curated record. Bases 340 to 2649 code for a protein of 769 amino acids. The transcript has 16 exons. NCBI's taxonomy places the organism in Eukaryota, Viridiplantae, Streptophyta, Magnoliopsida, Ericales, Balsaminaceae.
CAAAGUUAGGGUUGAAAAAAUAUUAUAAUCAAUUCGUUUUUCGUUUUUGAUCAUUGUCGACUUAAAGUUGAAAGCUUUCUUGAAUGCCUGUACGAAUACGAUUACUAACCAUUCCCUAGGUCAUUCGCCCCCCUCUUCCUGUUCUGAUUGCAGAGAAUCCGAGCUUUCAUCGGAUUUGAUCAUGCAUGUUCACUUUCUGAAGAAUUAGUUUAUGCAUCGGAUGACAGCUUAUCACUUUUUGGAGGUUAAAAGCCUGAUCCGGUUUCUGAGGAAUGUAGUUGAUGCCUUUUUGUAGAGAAGUAUUUAGUAUCUCCUUUAAUAUAUACAAUAGAGUAGAAGAUGUUCCAAGUUCAAGGCGCUUCAAGGAAUUCUUGCAGUCUCCUUGCGGUGUUGUGCGGGAAGGCUUUUGAAGGUGAUAAAACGCUUGAUGUAGGUAGCAAUUUGAGAUAUCCAUUUCCAGAGGUUGCUUCUUGUGGACGUUUGGAGGUUCAAACUCUAAAUAGUCCAAGCAUAGAGGAGUUCAGGCGAGCUCUUGAUGCAUUGCAUCCUAGUUUUGUGUAUCUGCAAGGACAACACCGUCCAAACAAUGAAGUUGGACCUCUGUCGUGGGCAGGGAUUGAGUUGUCCAGUGAAGAAGGGGUGGCUGGGCUAUUUGAAGCAACAACUCCAACCACUGUUUAUCUGGAGGUACCAGGUGGAGAAAAGUUGGCUGAGGCAAUUCAGUCUAAGGGAGUUCCUUACGUGAUAUACUGGAAGAGCGAAUUCUCGUGUUUUGCAGCUUGUCAUUUUCGGCAUGCAUUGUUUUCAGUUGUCCAGAGUUCUUCUAGCCAUACAUGGGAUGCUUUUCAUGUUGCAGAGGCUUCAUUUAGGCUUUAUUGUCUAAGAGACGACCUAGGCCUUCCCUCUAAUAACCCGGAAAUUAAGGGAAAGUUGGGUCCUUCUCUUCUUGGAGAGCCUCCAAAGAUUGAUGUUCCUCCACCUGAGAUAGGUGUAGAAGAUGAUGAAGAGGGCUCCUCAGAUGAUCUCCCGGCUAUUAAAAUAUAUGACGACGAUGUGCAUGUUAGGCUUCUUGUAUGUGGAGAGCCAAGCACACUGGACGACUACUUGUUUGAUGCUUUAGAAGAUGGCCUGAAUGCUCUCUUGAAUAUUGAAAUACGUGGGAGCAAACUCCAUAGUCGAGUCAGUGCUCUACCACCACCUUUGCAAGCAGCAACAUUUUCCCGUGGUGUUGUGACAAUGCGAUGUGAUAUAUCAACAGCCAGUGCUGCCCAUAUUUCACUUUUGGUGUCAGGUAGUGCCCAAACGUGCUUUGAUGAUCAGCUCAUGGAAAACCAUAUAAAGAGUGAAGUGAUUGAGAAAAGCCAGCUGGUCCAUUCUCUACCAGCAAGUGAGAAAGACAAAAUGUCCCAUUCACAUCCACGGAAAUCUGACUCGGUUGCUUGUGGUGCAACAGUUUUUGAGGUCCGCAUGAAGGUUCCCUCGUGGGCUUCCCAGGUUCUAAGGCAGCUAGCCCCAGAUCUUUCAUAUCGUAGCUUAGUUGCACUUGGGAUUGCCGGUGUACAGGGACUAGCUGUUGCAUCAUUUGAGGAACUUGAUUCAGAGCGCCUUCUUUUCUUUGUUAGGCAGGGAAAAGAUCUUACUCUGAGCAAUUUGUGUUCGGAAGAUGCUCCUAUCUGGUUGAAACCACCUCUUCUUAACAUAAAUAGAUUUGAAAUGUGCAAAACGAGUCCAGACCCUUACAAUGGAGUGGUUUCUGGAGUUGGUUCAGUUGUGAAAAGCAAAGAAAACGGGAUUAGGUUACAAAAUGGCACUUCAACACAUUUGACUCCUUCAAUUAACAAACGUAACAUAGCUGCAAUGAGGCCCAUUCCUCAUGUACGUAAUCAGAAAAUGCUUCCUUUCUCCACAGCAUUUGAGGUAGACGGACAUGAUGGAUUCCAUGUAAAGCCUGGUUUGCCCAUUGUUCCUUCUUCAAAGCACGGUUUGGUGGGAUCAACUCCCGUGACCCAACGGAAAUCGCAGUCAAGCUCUUUCCACACUAAGCAGAUCAUUUCCCUGAAUCCCCUGCCUCUUAAGAAACAUGGUUGUAGAAGAAGUCCGAUACAUGUUUGUUCGGAGGAGGAGUUUCUGAAGGAUGUGAUGGAGUUCCUUAUCCUCAGAGGGCAUAACCGUCACAUUCCUCAAGGUGGACUUGCAGAGUUCCCAGAUGCGGUCCUUAAUGCUAAACGUUUGGACCUAUUCAAUUUGUAUAGAGAGGUUGUUUCGAGAGGCGGAUUUCAUGUCGGGAAUGGCAUCAACUGGAAAGGGCAGGUGUUCUCAAAAAUGCGCAACCAUACGAUUACCAAUAGAAUGACCGGAGUAGGGAACACGUUAAAGAGACACUAUGAAACAUAUUUGUUGGAGUAUGAGUUGGCCCAUGACGAUGUCGAUGGAGAGUGUUGCCUAUUGUGUCAUAGUAGUGCAGCUGGUGAUUGGGUUAACUGUGGGAUAUGUGGCGAGUGGGCCCAUUUCGGCUGCGACAGGAGACAGGGUCUUGGUGCAUUCAAGGACUAUGCAAAGACAGAUGGUCUAGAAUACAUAUGUCCUCAGUGCAGCAUUUCAAAUUUCAAGAAGAAAGUUCAAAAAACAUCCUCGAAUGGAUAUUCUUAGACAGUUCGAUCGAUCCAACAGUUGGCGGCGGGUGUUGUCUCUUUUCCACAUCAAGUAAAAUGUAUCAUUAAGUUUUCACCAUAUAUGCUUGCUGCUGAUGAUGAAGGUGGAGGAAAUGGUGAAAAUUAAAGCUUUUGCAGAUGAAUUAUUUCUGCUGCUGGAUUCUGCAGCAUAAUAUAGUUCAAUCUUUUUAUUUAACAAAAAAAAUAAUGACACGGCAUAUUGUAAAAUCUUGUAGGCUUAUAUUUUUUUUAUUGUUGAGUGAAUUUAACCAUAUUGUUAUCAUUUUAUUAGAAGUGGUCAAAUCUAUAAACUGGGAUUUGUAUUCUAUUGUACUAUAAUUUUAUAUAUAUAUAUAUAUGAAGAAAUAUAUUCCACUGACUUAUUU